Molecule: messenger RNA, 862 nt
Organism: Drosophila serrata
Lineage: Eukaryota; Metazoa; Arthropoda; Insecta; Diptera; Drosophilidae
Source: RefSeq, a predicted model, not a curated record
GGUCUACCGUUUUCAUUCAUAGGGUAAUCUCCAUAACACUCGUAUCCAACAAGGGAGCAUAUUUCGGACUGAAUUUCAAAACGAAAAAAAAAUUAAGAUGUCUGAUAUCAAUUUGGUAGCCUAUGAUAUCUUCCGACGCGAUUUGGCCAAAAUCUUUAGGACUUUUAAUUCGUCAACGCAAACCGAUUUUACCGAGGACACUGCAACCACAACUCAAUUCGAAUUAAAGUCUAAAUCGGACACGGCACUUUCUAAACUGUACGAUUUAGAUCUGGAUUAGUCUUUUUUUUUCAGCAUGGAAGCGCCAUCGGAUGGAAACGGCAAUCCGGAGGAUAAUCCUAAGACAAAUCGCAAGAAAAGACCACGGAAAAGAAAGAAUAAUUCACAAACUGAAACCAGUUCCGAAGAAAAUACAGAUGCAUCCAGUGAUUCGUUGCCAGAGCCAAGACAGACCUUACCGCCAGUGGCUUUGGAGGUGAGAGAUUCAAGAACCAUAACUUCCUUAAGAACCACUGGCAGUACCUAUCGCUCGACAGCAGAGUCACAGACUUCUGGAUACACUAACGAGAGUAUUUACCCAACCACUAUAAGAUACGAACCCCUGAAUGAAAGCAACACCAGCUCCUUUGGCAGCGUUGAAACCCUCCACGGACCUCCGCCCAUGAAUUUCCUGCGGGAUAUUCAUGUGGCAACUGACCCAACUUCACCUGAAGAGGAGAUCCAAUCCGUUCGCAUGGAACUACAGGAAUUGCUUACCAAUGCCAUGUUCCAUAUAGGACAAUGGUACAAUCAAGCCAUCUACAUAAUCACCUAUAACUACAUGUAGUUAAUUCGAAAAAUGAUCAAAAUUUUCAGUGACCAU